UCUUCUUCCUUCUCCUCUCUUUUCUCUCUUCCUCCUUGAGCUUCAGUUUAAUGGCUAUAGAGAUCGAACAACCUUCUGUUGGAUUAUCAAGAGUUGCAAUUUCCAAUACCCAUGGCGAAGACUCGCCGUAUUUCGCGGGGUGGAAAGCGUACGAUGAAAACCCUUACCACGAAGAAGAUAACCAGUCUGGUGUUAUACAGAUGGGACUUGCUGAGAAUCAAGUUUCUUUUGAUUUGCUGGAGAAGUACUUGGAAGAUCACCCCGAAGCAUGUAGCUGGGGUGGAGGAGCUCCUGGUUUCAGAGAAAACGCCUUGUUUCAAGACUAUCAUGGCCUCAAAUCUUUCCGACAGGCAAUGGCGAAUUUCAUGGAGCAAAUAAGGGGAGGAAGAGCGACAUUCGACCCCGAUAGAAUAGUGUUAACUGCAGGCGCAACUGCAGCCAAUGAGCUAUUGACUUUCAUAUUGGCAGAUCCCGGUGAUGCUUUGCUUGUUCCGACCCCGUACUAUCCAGGAUUCGAUAGAGAUUUGAGGUGGAGGACCGGUGUGAAAAUUGUGCCGAUCCAUUGUGAUAGCUCAAACAAUUUCCAAGUUACACCGGAAGCACUCGAGGCUGCAUAUGAACAUGCAGAAUCAAUGAACUUGAACGUUAGAGGAGUCCUCAUAAUAAACCCGUCGAACCCUCUAGGUUCAACUGUCCAACGGUCGAUACUCGAGAUGAUUCUCGAGUUUGUCGUACGUAAAAACAUUCACCUCAUCUCCGACGAAAUCUACUCCGGGUCGACAUUCUCGCCGUCGGAAUUCAUAAGCAUUGCCGAGAUUCUCCGAGACCGCGGCUACAAUAAUGUCGAGACCGAAAGAGUUCACAUAGUUUACAGUCUAUCUAAAGAUCUCGGCCUCCCUGGUUUCCGAGUCGGAACGAUAUAUUCCUACAACGACAAGGUCGUCACGACGGCGAGGAGGAUGUCGAGCUUCACUUUGAUUUCUUCCCAAACGCAACACCUCUUGGCCUGCAUGUUGUCCAACAAGGAAUUCACCGAAAACUACAUAAAGACGAACCGUGAGAGGCUGAGCAAGAGACACGAAACGAUCAUACUGGGGUUGAAGAAAGCCGGGAUCGAGUGCUUGAAAGGCAAUGCGGGGUUGUUUUGUUGGAUGAAUUUGAGUUCCUUUUUGGAUGAACCGACGACGGCCGGCGAGUUGGCUCUUUGGAAGAUUAUAUUAAACGAUGUGGGACUCAAUAUUUCGCCGGGAUCUUCGUGCCAUUGCUCGGAGCCGGGGUGGUUUAGGGUCUGUUUCGCCAACAUGAGUGAGCAAACACUUGGGGUUGCACUCGAAAGAAUCCAUAAAUUCAUGGAACAAAGGAAGAACUUGAGUAAAGUUAAUGUUUGAUUAUUUUU
Messenger RNA from Hibiscus syriacus, 1396 nucleotides. Its product is annotated as 1-aminocyclopropane-1-carboxylate synthase 7-like. The record is from RefSeq and is a predicted model, not a curated record. Gene Ontology annotation, molecular function: transaminase activity; pyridoxal phosphate binding. Lineage: Eukaryota; Viridiplantae; Streptophyta; Magnoliopsida; Malvales; Malvaceae. Bases 51 to 1388 code for a protein of 445 amino acids. The transcript is spliced from 4 exons. Gene Ontology annotation, biological process: amino acid metabolic process; biosynthetic process.